AUGUUGCACACUGACAGAGCAAGACCAGGUGAAUUUUCAGAAGCUGAUUACCCAUGAGUUGAAUAUCAAAGAAGACAGCAAUUUUGGGACCCUAUAAGGCUAUCUCUUUUCACAUUGGCAAUUGCAGCAAUCAUAGGAAUUGCAACUGGUAUUGUUACUCAUUUUGUUGUUGAGGAUGAUAAGCCAUUCUAUUAUCUUGCCUCUUUUAAAGUUACAAAUAUAAAAUACAAAGAAAACUAUGGAAUAAGACCCUCAAGGGAAUUUAAAGAAAGGAGUCAUCAGAUUGAGAAAAUGGUAAGCCCAAUAGAAAUUUUGAAAAAGUCGCUUUAUUAUGAUUAUCUCUGUUUAUCUGCUUUUUUGCUCUUCAGGCCAGAUGAAAAUGGUGUGAACAUUCUUAUGGUGCUCAUGUUUCAACACCCAUCUACUGAUAGUGCUGAGCAAAUCAGGACAAAAAUUGAAAGGAUUCUAUAUCAAAGUCUGAAGACAAAACAGUUGCCUUUGACUGUAAACAAACCAUCAUUUACACUCACAUGUUACCUUUUUGGUUUCUGGAUGAAGACUGGAAUAAGGAUGACAUCUUCAUACAUGCCAUUACCAGCAUCCUCUUCUACUGAAAGGAUUGUCCAAGGAAGUGAAACAGCUAUGGAAGGGCAGUGGCCAUGGCAGGCCAGCCUCCAGCUCAUAGGGGCAGGCCAUCAGUGCGGAGCUAGCCUCAUCAGUAACACGUGGCUGCUCACGGCAGCUCACUGCUUCCGCAAACAUAAAGACCCAAGUCAAUGGAUUGUUACUUUUGGCACAACUAUAACGGCACCCGCAGUGCAACGAAGUGUGAGGAAAAUUACCUUUCAUGAGAAUUACCAUAGAGAAACAAAUGAAAAUGACAUUGCUUUGGCUCAGCUUGCUACCCAAGUUGAGUUUUCAAAUGUAGUCAGAGUUUGCCUCCCAGAUUCAUCCAUAAAGUUGCUGUCUAAAACAAGUGUAUUCAUCACAGGGUUUGGAUCCAUUGUGGUUGAUGGACCUACACAAAAUAGACUUCGGCAAGCCAGGGUGGAAACCAUAAGCACUGAUGUGUGUAACAGAAAGGAUGUGUAUGAUGGCCUGAUAACUUCAGGAAUGUUGUGUGCUGGAUUCAUGGAUGGAAAAGUAGAUGCAUGUAAGGGAGAUUCUGGUGGACCUCUGGUUUAUGAUAAUCAUGACAUCUGGUACCUUGUCGGUAUAGUAAGUUGGGGACAAUCAUGUGCUCUUCCCCAAAAACCUGGGGUCUACACAAGAGUGAGUCAGUAUCGAGGUUGGAUUGCCUCAAAGACUGGUAUCUAG
Messenger RNA from Balaenoptera musculus (blue whale), 1317 nucleotides. RefSeq names its product transmembrane serine protease 11F (gene TMPRSS11F). NCBI's taxonomy places the organism in Eukaryota, Metazoa, Chordata, Mammalia, Artiodactyla, Balaenopteridae. Gene Ontology annotation, biological process: proteolysis. Gene Ontology annotation, molecular function: serine-type endopeptidase activity. The record is from RefSeq and is a predicted model, not a curated record.